Cladocopium goreaui is the source of this 2019-nucleotide messenger RNA. The record is from the annotation of a GenBank genome assembly. NCBI's taxonomy places the organism in Eukaryota, Dinophyceae, Suessiales, Symbiodiniaceae.
AUGCUGAACAGCCAUUGCAUUCCCACCACAGAGGGUCAGGCCAAGAAAGCUGGCGCACCUCGCCUAGUGGUCGACUCGGUGAAGGAUCGGAGCCUCAUCAAAAUGGCUGGCAAUGCAAUGAGCUUACCCUGUGAUCAGGCGGACAUGCAGGCCCUGGCUGCUAGCUGCUUGCUCCUGGAAGUGGACAAGCCGAGCGAGGGCUGGCCCCUUCUGACUGACUGGCUGCGAACAGCUGGGGAUGUGUGGUGUCUGGGCUAUGAAGCCCACCGUGCCCCAAUCGAGGUCAGACCCUUGGAGAACGUACUAGGCCUUGAAAUGAAACCUGCCUCACUGGUUCCAACGAAAGGAGUAGGAAGGGCUACCGUGAUCCUGUUCGGGAUUUGCUACACCUACUGCAAAAUGCGAGACAUGGAGGACCCAGAGCUGAAAGACUUCAAGAGGCAGGUGCUUUUCAUGCGAAGAGUGCUGUUUUUGCAUGAUCGGGCUGUUCGCAGAGGUGGUCGUGCUGCAAGCGUCAGGCUGGACUACAACAAUGAGCUGCAAGAGCUUCUGACACUGAAGGAUUCCAACUUCCAACCCCACUGCUUGCAAAUGUGGACCGAGAACGUUUGCAAAAAGGCCCCUCCACCCGAAGUCAGCUUUCAAGCCGUGGAUGAUGAAAUCAGCAAGUUGGACAAAGAUGCCAGGGAAUCAGCAUUUCGCCAGGAUGUCUUGAAGCUGACCAGGGACUGUGCCCAGCUGGGGAUGCUUUACAAAUCCAUGGUCAACCAUGAGAAGGCUGUGAGGAUCCAGAAGGUAACCCAUUUGAAACAGCAGAACACCAUUGGGGCCAACUUCAUUCGGAGGUUUAUGUCGCUGAACAUGAAGCAUGUCGCUGGACGACUUGGUGAGUUGGAAGCAGCGACCGAUGAGUUCGUGAACUCCGUGAGCAAGUUGGACAAAUUUGCUGGGCUUUUGGUGUGGCUCGACUUCACAAAGUUUGGUCGACUGUCCAACACCGACUUGAAUGAAACCUUGGAGCUACUGCAGCUUGCACUCUCCCGGAUCCCAGACCGAGCAGCAGCCUUUGUGAUCUGCCCGCACUUGAUCAGCGAGAAGGUGGCAGUGCAGGGGAACCUUCGAGGAGAGCUGAGGCGUAUCGAAGACAAACUGGAUGCUCUCAACAUUCACUCGGAGAUGGUGAUGAUUCGAAUGUCAGACCCACCGGGUCAAAAGCAUGUGCCGCUACAAUUCCCAGCAUGGGUCUGCAUGGAUGAGGGAAGCAAAGCCAACAACACCUUCAAAGCUUCGCAGCUUGUGUUGGACAGGUCCCUUUCACAAAGCCAAGAGAGUGCACAGCUGCUUGCUGGACCUGCGCUACCAGAACAAGUCUUGACCGCCUUGACUGCCAAGACCGGUCUUCAGGGAAUCAUUGGCUUAGUGAACCUGUCCCCAUAUGAUGGUUGGCUGGAAUCAGCAGCUUUGCGAUGGGGGAAACGAACCACAGGUGAGAUUGUCAUGCCUUCCGUGUCCCUGUCGAAGAAUUUGACUCUGAUCUCCUAUUGUGAAAGAAGCCUCGCCCUCCAGCUGAUGCAGGACUGGAAGAAAUCAAGCCACUGUAUGGGAAGUAGCGCUCCGCAAUAUCAGCCUGAAGCACCGAGACUGGAGCAGGAAGACAUCAGCAAGUUCCCGCUUCAGGUGGUGAGGUUGGAGAAGAACCCUGGGGAGAACCAUGGAUGGAAACAAUGGAAGGUGACACUGCCACAGCCAUUCCGCAUGCACUGGCUGGAGGACGUUGUGUACUCCCAGGAAUGGCGGGAAUUGUUGAAAGACUUCGACCAAAGGUUUGGUCUUGACAUCUCAGCGGCUGAGAGCGUGGCUAGCUCCGAGAUGUCAGUGCAGUCCUUGGCUCCAGCCGCGCAUAUGUCAGUGGAGAUUCCGGUGGCCGAGUUUCAAAUCGGGCAUGGAUCUGGCAAGUUCUUGCGGCCUGAGAAGGUGGCGUCUGUGCUCCGUGAGAACAAGCCAGGCUGGACAUCAUAA